AUGUCAGCGUUGCUGCGCAUUAAACUCUCUCGCUCCGACAGCUCCGUGCCCUGGGGCUUCCGUCUGGAAGGUGGUCUGGACCUGGGACAUGCGCUCAACAUUCAGAAGGUCACUCCGGGCAGUGUUGCCGAGGCCUGUGGUGUCAAACCCGGCGAUAUCAUUGUGAGCAUCAAUUCUGCGGAUACGCGAUUCAUGAAACACGAGGACGCAAAAAUGGAAAUUAUUCGGUCCAACAAUGCAUUUGAAAUGAUCGUGGAGAGGAAUGACGGUGGAAACUCCAUGGCUGUAGGAGCUUCCAUUACCCUUGACCAGGUUUCCACCACUUCUGAGGUAAGUACUCAACCGACCGACAUCAACGGGGGAGUUGAAGUGAUGUGCGGUGUCCCGAAAGCUGGUACAGCAAUGAUCUCUCAGGGUCCAGACGGGAGGUUCCAACGCCUCUCUCACUCAUCUUAUAACUCUCCCAUGGGUUUGUACUCAAAGAGCAAUGUAAAUACCUCCUUCAGAAGUACAGUUGCUUCGGCAGGAGCAGAUCCAUCAAAAAUCCAACCGGCUCCACAAAUCUUCGGUGGAAGUAUGCGAUGUGGAUCAUGCCAGGAACUCAUCACAGGUGGACAGUUUGUGAGAGUGCAGGGCCGGAUCCCCAUGCAUCCCUCGUGUCUCAAGUGUUGCAAAUGUGGCAUUGGACUGAGGAAUGUAGGCUACUUCUACAUAAACGAGAUGCUUUACUGCGAGACUCAUGCCAAGCAAGUUGGUAGACCACCAGACUCAAAUGUGAAACCUGUGGUGAUUUACAAGUGA
Echinococcus granulosus is the source of this 801-nucleotide messenger RNA. Its product is annotated as PDZ and LIM domain protein. Lineage: Eukaryota; Metazoa; Platyhelminthes; Cestoda; Cyclophyllidea; Taeniidae. The record is from RefSeq and is a predicted model, not a curated record. The transcript has a single exon. Gene Ontology annotation, molecular function: actin binding; muscle alpha-actinin binding. Gene Ontology annotation, biological process: muscle structure development; actin cytoskeleton organization. Gene Ontology annotation, cellular component: Z disc; adherens junction; stress fiber. Bases 1 to 801 code for a protein of 266 amino acids.